GUGACAGACACUUGAACUUCCAGGGGCACCGACUCCAGUGUACGAUGGCCCGGGGUGUUUUAUGCCGGGCUUGAAUGAAGAAACAGCGGAGUUCGAUUGGCUAUACUGUCUCUGUUGUAGUUCUACCAGUCCGACCUGAAGCUGGCCUUUGUCGUAAGGGGCAAUCACAAGCAUGGAUGCGCAGCAGAAGAGGAACAUUGUCGUCGUUGGCGGCGGUAUCAUCGGAUGCACCACGGCGUAUUUUCUGACGCGCCAUCCCAAGUUCAACCCAGCCCUUCACACCGUUACACUCCUUGAAGCCAGCUCCAUCGCUGCCGGCGCAUCUGGCAAGGCUGGAGGGUUGUUAGCAUUAUGGGCCUAUCCAAGCUGUCUUGUGCCGCUAUCAUACCGCUUGCACCGAGAACUGGCUGCCGAACAUAACGGCGCACAACGAUGGGGUUACCGCCGCCUGGGGUGCGGUAGCCUUGCCGCCAUCGUCAAAACAAGCGACAUCAAAGCGACAGAAAGGAGGCCGCCGUCGCGGUCAUCCCCGCAACAAGAGAACCACAACCCCGACGGCAAUGGCAAUGGCAAUGGCAAUAGCGGUGGCAAUGACAAUGGCGAGCUCCCCAUACAAAGCACGAUCCCAGAGGAGACGACCAAAGACUGGGAGAAACUCCCUAAACAGGAUGACAGAGCAGCCGGCCUGCUACAGGACUCUCCCUUACCAUCCGACCUCGACUGGAUUGAUGGGAGACUAAUUCAACAUUACGAGGAGAUGGGCACGCCGGGCGCCACGGAAACAGCCCAGGUUCAUCCCUUCCACUUCACCAACGCCAUGGCUGAGCUAGCCAGAGACCAGGGCGUGGACAUCAGGCUACGCGCUAAAGUAACCAAGAUCAACGACACCAAGGCAAGCGGCGUACACAGCAUUGAGUACGAGGACCGUGACACAGGCGUGACACAGACCAUUGAAGACGUGACGGACGUCGUGGUUGCAGCGGGGCCAUGGACCGGGAAACUCCUCCCUCGAACAAGGGUGGAAGGUCUGCGUGCGCACAGCGUUGUCUUUGAAGCCGACGUCAGCCCCUACGCCGUCUUCACGGAUAUCCAGCUGCCCACUGACUACGUUCCCGCACACCGUGCCAGCCACGGCCAGAAACGGCGGCACAAGGGCCACGUCGACCCGGAGAUCUAUGCCCGCCCCUUUGGGGAGGUUUACGCCUGCGGCGAGCCCGACACCACAAUCCCACUGCCAGCGACAGCCGACCAAGUGGCCACGGACCCGUCCCAAUGUGACGACCUAAUAGCGUACAUCAGCACCAUCUCCCCGACCCUGGCCGCGGCGCCCGUCAAGGCCCGCCAAGCCUGUUACUUGCCGCAACACACGCGGUUCGGCGAGCAGCGCGGCCCCUUGAUCGGGCCUACCUCUGUGCCGGGCCUGUGGGUGGCGUCGGGCCAUACCUGCUGGGGGAUCCAGAACGGCCCGGCGACGGGGUAUCUCAUGGCUGGUAUGAUCUUCGGGGAUGAGGUGGAUGCGGAUGUGGGGAAGUUAGAUCCGAGGAGGUUCAAGGUCUAGAGAUCUACAGAUUUAUAUAUGUAAGCUUUAAGACUUCUGGGUCCGUUUGUGGUCUUGUUGUUUUGAGUCGGCAGGGGUGGGUGCCAGGGAGCCGAGGAGUCCUGAUCUGCUAUUCAGCGGCAUGUAAUGAGUUCUCCGGUUCUUGAGACCGCUAACGAGCGAGCAUAGGAGUCCAGUCGUAAGGGCCAUGACAAAUCGUUCUUUCGUCGUUGGGUAGUGCUCGCUUAAAGUAGCGGAUUUUCCAUUGCAUUCUAGUUCCCGUGAAUCUAUAUCUUUAACCGGGUACUGGAAGCCGAGGAGUUGUUUCAAAGAUCGGAUAUCGGAGUUCAUUACGACAGUCUAGGACAUAGAGAUAGAUGUAACCGAUGUAGCAACAGGGUAGGCGCCAGGGUUGAUGCAUACACAGUUAGAUGC
Molecule: messenger RNA, 1972 nt
Organism: Chaetomium strumarium
Lineage: Eukaryota; Fungi; Ascomycota; Sordariomycetes; Sordariales; Chaetomiaceae
Product: FAD dependent oxidoreductase
Exons: 3
Coding region: 173-1558 (461 amino acids)
Biological process (GO): retrograde transport, endosome to Golgi
Cellular component (GO): late endosome; cytoplasm
Molecular function (GO): oxidoreductase activity
Source: RefSeq, a predicted model, not a curated record